This is a messenger RNA of Stereum hirsutum FP-91666 SS1, 420 nucleotides long. Its product is annotated as serine proteinase inhibitor IA-1. Gene Ontology annotation, biological process: vacuole fusion, non-autophagic. Bases 19 to 252 code for a protein of 77 amino acids. Gene Ontology annotation, molecular function: endopeptidase inhibitor activity. The record is from RefSeq and is a predicted model, not a curated record. Lineage: Eukaryota; Fungi; Basidiomycota; Agaricomycetes; Russulales; Stereaceae. The transcript is spliced from 5 exons.
AUUCCUAGGUCUAACACAAUGUCGUCUGGAAAGUUCAUAGUCGUCUUCAAGAAGAACGUCACCUCCGAUACGAUUGACAAGCACGGGCAAGAGCUCAGUAAUGCCGGUGGCUCGAUUCACAACAAGUUCGACUCUAGCAUCAUGAAGGGAUUUUCUGCCACCAUCCCCGAGGCUUAUCUGCAACAGCUCCAAAGCCUCCAAGGCGAUGAGAUCGAUUACAUCGAGCCCGAUGGUAUCGUCACGACUCAGUAAUUGGCCGAACCAUGUAAUGUGACAGUGUGUGUCCACCCAAUGUGUAACAAACCAAAGGAUAAUCGGUGAUGGAGGUUGUAUGAAUGGCUGGUGAUGCCGCGAUCAACCAGAUAGACUGCUUGUAUUAUUGUGAUUCUAUUCAUUGCGAUGAUAAUCUUUGACUAGUUG